UUUGCUUAUUCCCUCAUAUCAUUGUCGUCUCUCUCCGUAAGGUCUUUGCAGACGAGAGAUUUGGAACUGCAGCCAAUAUGUCUCGACAAGCCACUAGAUUCAUCGCUAAUCUCUCUUCAAAACUCACCUCUCGUACAUCUCCUUCAUCAUCGUCGAACUCGAUCUCUCAAGCGCGUUCAUUCGCGACAGCUCCUCCACCUCCGGCCGUUUUCGUCGACAAGAACACCCGCGUCAUCUGUCAAGGAAUUACAGGCAAAAAUGGCACCUUCCACACCGAGCAAGCCAUCGAAUACGGCACUAAGAUGGUUGGUGGAGUUACCCCAAAGAAGGGUGGAACAGAGCAUUUAGGGCUCCCUGUUUUCAACUCAGUUGCAGAUGCAAAAGCUGAAACCAAGGCUAAUGCAUCUGUAAUUUAUGUGCCUCCACCAUUUGCUGCAGCAGCAAUCAUGGAAGCAUUAGAGGCUGAACUGGAUUUGAUUGUUUGCAUUACAGAAGGAAUUCCACAACAUGACAUGGUUCGUGUAAAGGCUGCUCUACUUAAGCAGUCAAAAACUCGGCUGAUUGGACCAAAUUGCCCUGGUAUCAUUAAGCCUGGAGAAUGCAAGAUCGGAAUUAUGCCUGGUUACAUUCAUAAACCAGGGCGCAUUGGUAUUGUAUCUCGAUCUGGCACACUAACUUAUGAAGCGGUAUACCAAACUACUGCUGUAGGGCUAGGUCAAUCCACAUGUGUAGGUAUUGGUGGGGAUCCUUUUAAUGGGACCAAUUUUGUUGACUGCAUGAGAAAAUUCAUUGCUGAUCCUCAGACAGAAGGUAUCAUUCUGAUUGGUGAGAUAGGUGGUACUGCAGAAGAAGAUGCUGCUGCCCUCAUAAAGGAAAGCGGGACUGACAAGCCUAUUGUUGGGUUUAUUGCUGGACUUACUGCUCCACCUGGGCGACGCAUGGGCCAUGCUGGAGCCAUAGUAUCAGGUGGAAAGGGUACAGCACAAGACAAAAUCAGGACCCUAAGGGAAGCGGGUGUGACAGUGGUGGAAUCACCAGCAAAGAUUGGAGCUGCUAUGCUUGAGGUUUUUAAACAGAGGGGUCUUGUUUGAGUGGAGACCAUGUAUUAAGAAGAAAAAGAAGAAACCAUUUUCAGUUCAAAAUAACGAAAGAUAAAACACCCGGGCGAGUUUAUAUGGUUGGAUUUUAACCUUGUUGAGUAUUUUUAGCAAUCUUUUUCUUUUUCUUUUUCUUUAUGAAUCCAAAGCCAAAGCCAAGUGCCACGGCAUAUUUUCUUAGUUUUGCAAAUUUGGAAAAACGUACAGGGAUUUGGAAUUGAGAUAACUCAAUUGUGGUUGAUUGAGUUGAAUGGAAUUGGAAUGGAACCUUUUUGUGCCUACUCAA
This is a messenger RNA of Lactuca sativa (garden lettuce), 1383 nucleotides long. RefSeq names its product succinate--CoA ligase [ADP-forming] subunit alpha-2, mitochondrial. The record is from RefSeq and is a predicted model, not a curated record. Gene Ontology annotation, cellular component: mitochondrion; succinate-CoA ligase complex (ADP-forming). Gene Ontology annotation, biological process: tricarboxylic acid cycle. Gene Ontology annotation, molecular function: succinate-CoA ligase (GDP-forming) activity; succinate-CoA ligase (ADP-forming) activity. Lineage: Eukaryota; Viridiplantae; Streptophyta; Magnoliopsida; Asterales; Asteraceae.